AUGUCUGCCAGACGGUAUCGUUCGAAACGGCAACGACCCUGUGAUCAAUGCCGCGAGAGAAAACUGGGCUGCCAGACCGAGGGAGGUAUUCCGUGUUUGCGAUGCCGCUCGGCCGAUCUUCAAUGCACCUUUGACAAUCCGCCUCCAAAGCGCAUCAGGCAAGUAUCGCAGGCCAAUUCCCAAAGCGACCGCACAUCAAACAUUACAGUGCCUGCAGGUGCGGAUGCCUCGCUGUUCUCUUCCUGGGAUGGACCCUUACCGGCUGCUCCCUCUCGUGCCGCCUCUGUGAGCAAUGUCGUAGUCCAGCCGCAACAGUCGUUCGACGUACAGGCUCCUCCAGAUGGACUGUCGCCGGUAGUCUCCAGCCACCCGGUUACUGUAGGUCGGUCGGCUACGCAAUUCGUGCAGAGCCUCGAUCAGCUCGAGGGAUUUUCCGCCCAACUGUUCGGCGCCUCUGCAGAGUCCGAUCCGUGGCUGCUCCGGCAUUGUUCUUUUGAUGAUUCAGGCGUCAAGUGCUUCUACAAGGUCCAUUUUCGCAAUGCAGGUGGGGUUCCUACGGCCGAAAGGAUUCCUGUGCAUUUUAUGAUCUCGGCGGAUGAUCUGGCGACGUCGGCCAAGCAGGAGACCAAAAUGGAUGGCAGUGCUGCCUCGCGUGACGAACUCAAUCGCUUGGUGCCGCAUGACUACGGUCGAAAAUUAGUCUCGCUGUUCGUCAAGUAUAUCUUUCCUGCGUGGCCCGUCAUCUCACGCUCGCAGCUGGGAUUGACCCCCUCGUGCCAAAUCCCGGAACCAUGGGCCCUGGAUCGCACCCCCGUGCAUCUGCUGGCGGCGAUCUACGCCUCGGCCCUCCCUUUCGCCGCUCACGAUGACUACCUCUGCGUACUCAACACCUACAACGCACCGCCUGUCGACCGCCUUUGGCGCAUGGUCUACGAGCUCCUGGCCGAAGAGAUCCACACCCCGCACCUAGCCGUCCUGCAGGCCGCUCUACUGUACGUGCACAAGCCCGCUGACGAGAGACGCAGCAGCGUGGCCGAUUCGCCAUUCGUCUGGUCCUUCGUCGGCACCAUCGUGGGCCUGGCCUCUUCGCUGGGUCUGCACAUCGAAUGUCGGAUGUGGGGAAUUCCCGCGUGGGAAAAGCGUCUGCGCCGGCGGCUCUGGUGGGCCGUUUAUGCCGAAGAUAAGUGGAGGUCUUUGCUGCUGGGUCGACCGGCGUACAUCCACCAUGAAGAGUGGGACGUGAGUGAGCUCGAUUCGGCGGAUUUCACAUUCCAAUCACGCGGGGCCUCCUCGUCCUCGCCGGCUAUCCACCAGUCGAAUUCGCCAGAGAUGGAAGUACCGUUCCGGUAUUUGGUAGAUUUGUCCAGGAUCGCCGAGGACAUCUACGUAUCGUUCUACACACUGCGCGCCUCGCAGUUCCUAUCCGAGAAAUUCAACGCAUCGCACGACACCGGCCGCCCAUUGCUCGAGAAGCUUAACGGCUGGUACUCGUCCCUGCCGGAGAGCUUCCGACUUCCCAACUGGAGCAAAUCAGUAAGUGGACUAGCCCCGUACCCGACCUCCAUCCACUUCGCCUACCUCAUCCUCGUCAUUUUCAUCUACCGCGCCAUGCUACGGCCCAUGGCCCGCUCCUCCAGUCCGCCGCUCAUCUUCGACUUGGACGAGUUGCCGACAGCCUCUGCCGACUCUGCCCUAGUAGCAGAAGACGACUCUAUUCUCGACUUUGCCGACCUCCCAGAAAUCGAGUCCUUCCCGGCCGUGGAGUUGUCAGACGACCACGGCACAGGAGAAGCAACACUCAAUGCGGCGGAACGAUGCGCCUCCAUCGUAAUCAGCUUCACGAGACGACUGACAGCGAGUGACUUCACAGGUUUCUGGUACUCGUGGUCCCGCAUCGGCUUCGCGACAGUCUCCAACUUCACCAUGCUGCUGCUGGUGCAAGCGCCCAACGCCGACCGUGCAGUCAAGGGCAAACACCUAGUCGACUCGUGGCUGCGCGUGCUGAGGUGUCAGAGCCAGAGCUUCCCGAUGAUGAAGCUGGGGUUAACGAGGUUGGACGCGAUGCAUUGGGCGGGUCUGGCGCAGACGUUUGUGCUCCCGCAGCAUGUGCAGCAUGUGAUUACUGAGGAUGAUAGUAAAUGA
Molecule: messenger RNA, 2142 nt
Organism: Aspergillus pseudoviridinutans
Lineage: Eukaryota; Fungi; Ascomycota; Eurotiomycetes; Eurotiales; Aspergillaceae
Exons: 4
Coding region: 1-2142 (713 amino acids)
Biological process (GO): DNA-templated transcription
Cellular component (GO): nucleus
Molecular function (GO): DNA-binding transcription factor activity, RNA polymerase II-specific; zinc ion binding; DNA binding
Source: RefSeq, a predicted model, not a curated record